AUGAUUGUCGCUCACGCUCCAAAAACUUAUUUUAGUUCAGAUAUACAAAAAUCAUUGGGUUCUCUUCCUAGAUUUCCAUGGGCUAAAUAUCCCGGAGAAAAACAUCUUCCCGGUCAUAAUUACACUGGUCCAGGUACCAGGUUAGAUCUGCUAUUAGACGAAAACGAUAAACCCAAACCAGGCGAAGAACCUGCCAAUAGAGUUGACGCUGCUGCGCUUAAACACGACAUACUAUAUAGAAACAAAGACUUCAGACACGAAGCAGACAGACAAAUGAUAAUCGAACUUGAAAAUAUUCCUUAUCCAACUUUUAAAGAGAGAAUGGAAAGGGCUCUGAUCAUUAAACUAAAAGCAAAGAUGAAAUUAGGCAUGGGAUUAGCGGAUGAAAUUCAUAAAGAAAUUAGAAAAACUAAAAACUUUUAA
This is a messenger RNA of Lottia gigantea (owl limpet), 423 nucleotides long. RefSeq lists its product as hypothetical. Lineage: Eukaryota; Metazoa; Mollusca; Gastropoda; Lottiidae. The coding region runs from base 1 to 423 and encodes 140 amino acids. The record is from RefSeq and is a predicted model, not a curated record. The transcript has a single exon. Gene Ontology annotation, molecular function: structural molecule activity.